AUGGAAUCGCCAAGAACAGAACGUCAGGUGAGAAGCUUCUUGGGAAAAAUUCAGUAUAUCAACAGGUUUAUCUCUAGGUUAUCUAUCACUUGUGCUCCAAUCUUCAAGUUGCUUAGGAAGAGCCAACCAGUUAGAUGGAACGAAGAUUGUCAGAAAGCCUUUGACCAUAUAAAGGAGUACUUAAAGAAUCCACCAGUGUUGAGUUCUCCUAGACCGGGAGAACCUCUGAUUCUGUACUUAUCUAUAGAGGAUGCAGGAGUUGGAGCUAUGGACGGGCUGUCCAAAGUGGCUAAUUCAAGAUGUCCAGCUGUAGAUGCAGAGUUUUGUCACGAGCAGACGGUCAAAGGUCGGGUUGUGGCAGGAAUCCUGGCUGAGAAUCCAAUUGCAGAUAAUGAAUAUGGGAAUUUGGAAUUCCAGAUGAACAUUUGUUAUUGUGUGGAAACGGGGUUGGAAACUUUACUUUUGAUGCGUCAGGCCAACAGGAAAUGGAGCUGGAGUGUUAUCGCUGACUUAGAAGCACCCAAUGGCGAGGUUACAAAACAAUUGUUGCAAAGAUUGUUGUUAUUCCCAGGUCACCAAACAAAUAUGGCCGAAUUGAGCGUUGUUAUCAUUGCGGAAUGGGAGGGCUCUUCUUGCAUCAAGUUGAUUCAGAGGAAGAACCUUGAAGAACCUUGGUUUACGGAUAUUCUGCGGUACAUGAAAAACGGAACCUUUUCUGAUGACGCAACAAAGGAAGACCGUUCAGUUCUAAGAAAAAUGCCUUUGAAUUAUGUCCUGGCCGAUGGUGAACUAUAUAGAAGGGCCUGGGAUGGAAUGCUGCUAAGAUGUGUAGGUAAGAAGGAAGGAGAUGAGAUUAUGAAGAAGAUCCAUGAAGGCGUCUGUGGCACUCAUUUGAGUGGAAUGAGUUUGGCUAGAAAGAUCAUGAGGCAAGGCUACUUUUGGGUGCAGAUGGAAGGUGACUGUGUCAAUUCAUCAUUGGUAAAAGCUUGCCAGUAUCAUGAUAAUAAAAGCCAUUUGCCAUGCUAUUGA
Molecule: messenger RNA, 1029 nt
Organism: Jatropha curcas
Lineage: Eukaryota; Viridiplantae; Streptophyta; Magnoliopsida; Malpighiales; Euphorbiaceae
Source: RefSeq, a predicted model, not a curated record